AUGGCUGGAGCUCUAAAGGGUCCCAGGGGCCCUGAGCCAGGAGGGGUGGAGGAAGUCGGAGGAAAGAUGUCAUCAUGGCUGGCCCUCCACUCCGCCCAAGCCUCCCCUGGCACCUGUACUGGCACCAAGAGUCUGCUUGUGGCCCUGCUGGGCGGGGGCCUGCCCGCUGGUUUCGUGGGCCCCUUCUCCCAGGCGUCUUACCAGAUUUUCCACUUAUCCUUGCUGGAACGGCUCAUCUGUUGAUGCCUCUUCCACCUCCCCUUUGCCUUGCCCCUGCCUGUACGCCUCACUCUCUUUAGCCUUGGAUGUGCCUACAGUGCAGUUCAGGUGAUGCCUGCUGGCAACACUGUCCUCGUUCACAAAAGUUCUUCCAUCAUCUGCUCUGUUCUUUUCGCCCUCUGUCUUGAGAGCCAGGGUCUCGGUCACUAGGACUGGUAUGGCCUAUUGGGCAGCACCGUGGGACUAAUCAUCAUUGUGGGACCUGGACUAGGGAUACUACAGAAGGGGGUGAAGGGCCUCUACAUGGCUCUGAGCUAUGUGCUCGCUCUUCUGGCGGCCUGGCACGAUCGCUGGGGCUUCCCCUCCUGCCUACCGGCAGUGGCCUUCCUGUUUGGCUUGAUGGAUCUUGUGGGCUGUGUACCAGGCCUCUCCGGUCCCCUGCUGCCCAUUGACCCUCUGAGUCGGAGCUGUGUGAGGGCAGUGGUGACCCUUGCUCUGGUCUCCUUUGUGUGUGUGAGCUCUUCGGUCACCAAGGCCCACCCCCUGGUGUGCACUAUCCUGCACUCUGAGGUGGUGGUGCCCCCCACCCCCCAAUGCGGCAGUCGCUCAACCCAGGAGUCAGGAAGGGAGGAGCAACGACUGGAGCGCGCGCCCCCGUGCGGGCCGGCGCAGACUGCCCCGUAG
Eptesicus fuscus (big brown bat) is the source of this 903-nucleotide messenger RNA. It is a transcript of the gene SLC35G6, whose product is annotated as solute carrier family 35 member G6. NCBI's taxonomy places the organism in Eukaryota, Metazoa, Chordata, Mammalia, Chiroptera, Vespertilionidae. The record is from RefSeq and is a predicted model, not a curated record.